Molecule: messenger RNA, 2145 nt
Organism: Trematomus bernacchii (emerald rockcod)
Lineage: Eukaryota; Metazoa; Chordata; Actinopteri; Perciformes; Nototheniidae
Gene: chkb
Product: choline kinase beta
Exons: 11
Coding region: 120-1571 (483 amino acids)
Biological process (GO): phosphatidylethanolamine biosynthetic process; CDP-choline pathway
Cellular component (GO): cytoplasm
Molecular function (GO): choline kinase activity; ethanolamine kinase activity
Source: RefSeq, a predicted model, not a curated record
AGGGCAGGGCUGCAGAUCAGGUAGUGACCAUAGGUAGUGACAGUUGUCCUGCAGCAGGUAUACUCGGCAUUGAGAAACGCCCCCAAUAUACUUUAAUACUUGCUGCAAACCGCCCACCCAUGCGUACCAGAUUAUCCCGCUAUGCUUGUCUCUUCCGGUUGCGUAGCCUUACCGGUGAACUGCGAACUCCAGCGAGCCAGUCUUGUCUUGUCUUCAGACCGACAUAUAACACCGGUCUCCCUUUGCUCUUCGCCCGGAAACUCACGAUGCAGUCGGGUGGAAAUGUGACGGGCAGCGGAGUCAAGGAGGAGGGCCCGGGCGGUGUAGAGAAGUCGGGGCUCUCUAGCAACAUUCCCUCUGUCACAACAGAAGAUGUUGGUCCUCCCGAGGAGAAUAAACGAGUGGGGGGAAUGCGUGAGAAACGUUUUGGGACCCCGAGUCCCUUAUUUGGGGCCAACUGUGAUUACGACUCGGAGGCAGAGGCUUUCCGGGAUGGGAGAACCGAGGAGGUUGACCGGGACACCCGGAGCAGGGCGUUCUCCUGGUGCAGAGACUUCCUAGCUGGGUCCUGGAAGACCGUCGAAGAAAGGGAUUUUCAAAUAAGCAUUGUUAGUGGGGGGCUGAGUAAUCUGCUCUACCUGUGUUGUUUGCCUGACCAUGUGCCCGCUGUCGCAGAUGAACCUCGCGUCGUGCUCCUCAGAGUGUAUGGUGCCAUCUUACAGGGAGUGGACUCCCUGGUGUUGGAAAGUGUGAUGUUCGCCAUCCUGGCAGAACGAACUUUAGGACCAAAACUGUACGGCAUCUUUCCCCAGGGACGCUUAGAACAGUACUUUCCGAAUACCCGCAUGCGCACAGAUCAACUUCCCGAUCCUGCCAUAUCGGCUGAGAUUGCCACCAAGGUGGCAGGUUUCCAUGAAAUGAGCAUGCCCUUUAACAAAGAGCCCAGUUGGCUCUUUGGGACCAUUGACAAAUACAUGGAUCAAGUGAUGAAGCUUAAUUUUGUACGUGAAGCACAUGUGAAGAAGUACAAUAAGCUGAUGAAAUUAGACCUGCCUGCUGAGCUGGAGAAUCUACGUGCGCUGCUGGCCGAGACUAAAUCACCAGUGGUGUUCUGCCACAAUGACGUCACGGAAGGUAACAUUCUGAUACUGGAAGACAAGGACCCCAAAACCACUGACAGACUCAUGCUGAUUGACUUUGAGUACAGCAGUUACAAUUACAGGGGGUUUGACUUUGGGAACCAUUUCUGUGAGUGGAUGUAUGACUACACCUAUAACCAGUGGCCCUUCUACAAAGCCACACAGGAGAACUAUCCCACCAGAGAGCAGCAGCUUCAUUUCAUCAGAGCUUAUUUGGCACAGCAGAGAGGACACUCUGACAUUUCCAAGGACCAGACACAGGAGGAGGAGGCCAUGAUAAUUGAAGCUAACAGGUAUGCAUUAGCUUCACAUUUCCUCUGGGGGCUGUGGUCCAUCAUUCAAGCAAAGAUUUCCAAGAUCGAGUUUGGAUACAUGGACUAUGCCCAGUGCCGCUUUGAUGGCUACCUCAAGUUAAAGAAAGCCUUCUCCUGAUUCCCACGUUUUGAUAUAAAAUGUAUGCAACUCUGCUUACUACAAGCAAUGUUGGGUGGAAGAUAUACAUGUACAUUUGAACAUAAUGCAGACAAUCCAGCCUAUUAAAGCAUCUUUCUCUGUAAUUCGAAAUUCUUUUAGAGCAGGUAAAGCUCUACGGCGUGUUCAAAUUGGUUGUGGGGCAUUUGAGGGGCUCAGUCAACAUGAUGGUCGGCUACUGUACUAAACAAUGCUGGUCAUGUCUCAAAAUUCGAGUUAUUUUAGAGUUUUUUGUUUUAUUCUGCCUUGCUCCUUUUUUCUGAGGUCCAUUCUGAAUUAGGGUUGUUCUUUGGAGGUCCAAUAAUGUGAAGUUAAAAGCUUAAUUACCCACAUUCAACAAAAUAUUCCACAAGGGCUAUUUUGUACAGUAUCGAUGUAACUGUUCUAAUGGGUAACUAGAAAAUGCAUUUCCUGCAGAAAAUGCGUGCGAAUGCUGUAAAACUGUGAACAUUUGUGGCUGCUUUUAGCUACAAAAAUGCAGAAAAUGAAGUGUCUAGCUGAAAGUAUGUGGAAGGAGUAGCAUUUGGCGCAAAGU